Messenger RNA from Cuscuta campestris, 427 nucleotides. The record is from the annotation of a GenBank genome assembly. NCBI's taxonomy places the organism in Eukaryota, Viridiplantae, Streptophyta, Magnoliopsida, Solanales, Convolvulaceae.
AUUUACAAGCCCGCUUGGCAGAGGUGGAAAACAACUUACUGUUACAUAAAUUGGAUCAGCUAUCAAGAGUGAUAAUGAAGUACUCGAAAACAAUUGAGGAGGAGAGAUCGAGCCCGGUUUAUAGCAGCAAGACAGAGGCACAAAUGUUCCUCGAGAGCAUUCAACUGAUCAAGGAAAUUGUCAUGCCGUUUUUGGAGCUGAAAUAUGACUUCUUGGAUGGGAUAACUGUCGUUUCCCCUCUCAAUCCCAAACCGCACAAGACGAUUAUAGUCCUCCAUUGCAUUGUGCAAACGAGCCACCAAACAAUCAACGGUUUCCAGGUGGUUGUGAAGGACGAAAAUACCCUUCGCUGCAUCAUCGAGUUGCACUAGACGUGCCAUUUCUUCCUCGGUCAUCUUGGAAGGGAAAAUAAAAGGGCAUAUUGGAG